Molecule: messenger RNA, 1418 nt
Organism: Mollisia scopiformis
Lineage: Eukaryota; Fungi; Ascomycota; Leotiomycetes; Helotiales; Mollisiaceae
Exons: 2
Coding region: 240-1121 (293 amino acids)
Biological process (GO): proteolysis
Molecular function (GO): cysteine-type endopeptidase activity
Source: RefSeq, a predicted model, not a curated record
CCAAGAGUCCAGGAGAAGUGGCUUGGUUGAAUGCUCUUCGAAAGGUUGGCGCCUUGUCGGCUAUGGUGAAGAAGGGUGAAUUUUCCGCUUGCUGCUGAGUGAGAAGCGCGUCACGUUCAAUCCGACCACUUUACCGCGUCGUUUUCAACCUUCUCUUGCUGGAACAAUUCCUUUCGCCUUUGCUUUCCUUCGAUCCGAUUGUACCAACAGCUCUCGACAACCGUCAACAACUCUUCGCAAUGGCUGAGGCAGCUUCCAGCCACAAUGUACCAUACUAUAAGCACGUCUUUGUCCUUGUGGUGUCGUGGGUUGACGAUGAUCUUGGGGUCUUGGAAGAGGAGGCCAUACCAUUGGCCCAAGUAUUCAGGGACAAGUACAACUACCAGGUGGAGCACUUCCUUCUGCCCCUGGCACAGCCCGAAGCGGUAUUCCAUCAAUUCUUCAAGGAAAGACUUUCGGCUAUCCUCUGCUCGCCAGACAAUCUCCUCAUUCUGUACUAUUCCGGACAUGGCUCGAAAGGAUCCUCUGGUUUGAUUUGGGGUCCUGGCAAUGAAGGCCACGAGAAAGCAUACGAAGAGUACCUCUACCCGCCAACGAUUCGAUGGAACAAAUUCCAGGAGAGAUUUAUCGACCCCGCCCGUGCAGAUGUAGUCCUGAUGAUAGACUCCUGCCAUUCCGGCGCCGCUCCAUCCGCUUCUCUCGCAGCCACUCUUCUUGCUUCACCCGAGCAAGCGAAUUUUCCUGAUCUCCCCCCUCUCAACAACCACCACCGGGUGGAAGUUCUCGCUUCCUGCGGAAAAGACAGCCUUGCCCUGGCCCCUGGCCGCCGAUCCUUCUCCCACUCCUUGAUCAAGGAGCUCAAGUCCCGCGCAAAGACUGGUGCCCCAUUUACAGCCUCCGAACUACUCUUUGCAAUCAUACCACGGCUAAAGGCACAAGACAAGAAGUGGAUUUGGCAGAAGAAGAGCGUCCCGCCGUUGUUCUUGCGGGUCUGUGGGGACCCUGACAUCCCGAGUAUCGAGCUUCGAGUGAUGGAGAGGAGGGAGGACAACUAUGAGGACGAAGACGACACUUUGGUGGAGAAGAAGGGCUUCUGGACACGAGUUUUCAGGACGUGUUAGACUUCUGUCUGUCUGUCUGUUGUUGGAGUAUCGAAUGAAUGAACGCACAAACUUUCGCCCGACAAAAUUCUUCUUGAAUGCACUUGAUGAGCAAAGGCAUUUUGUUCUGUCCUUGUGAGAGUUCGGCGUUGCCUGGGAUAAUCUCUCAGGACUGGGGUUGUCGUCAUUCCUUGUAACCUGCUGUCGUCAAUUCUUAGCGACCACGUGACCAGCUCUCCUUUCAAUAUCGCUUCACCUUCACGACCCACUUCUCAGCCCCCUUGCUGAAGCCAUGGACCGCAGCAUUCCUCAGACCCG